UGUCGCAGCGUGGACAGCACUAUUCAUAUGCUAUCCAAUAUCUAAAAGUAUCCUGACACGUUUCAAGCUUCAUCUCAAAGACUCUCCUGAACCCACACAUCCUAAAAGCUUAAAGGGACAGUUUGGCGAGAAGCAGCAUGAGCCACGACCAUGCCGAUAUGAGCAGUACGGAGAAUACAACAGGCGACGCUGCCGGCAUGACUAUGAUGACCUUUCAUACAGGAACGGGCGAUGCACUCUGGUGGAGUGGCUUCACACCCACCUCUCUAGGCGCUUAUGCAGGCGCUCUCGUUUUACUGAUUGCUUUGGGUAUUCUGCAUCGCGCAAUGGCUGCGUUUGGGGCAUGGACGGAAGCUAGGGCACGCCUUCGACUGAACGGUUAUGCCAAUGAAGUGCGCGACGCGCUAGUGGCUCGUGAAGGUUUAGGGACGGCCGUGUCAACGGACAAGGAGGCUAUGGUACAGCAACGACCUCUCGCAUCGCGUGAUGCAAUACGAAUUGCAACUGGCAAGUAUCCUGCCUGGAGGUGGAGUGUGGACGUGUCGCGUGGACUGCUCCAAGUGUUGUCGGCCGGACUUGCCUAUUUGCUCAUGUUGGCAGUCAUGACAGGCAAUAUGGGCUUCUUCCUGGCAGUGCUAGCUGGGAUCUUUAUUGGUGAGGUUGCCUUUGGUCGCUUUCGAUUUUCUGAGGCUGGGGAGAUGUGUUGAUUCUGUGAAGCUGAUUCAAGCUGCGAACAUUCUAUUCUUGAUGAAGGAGAGGGCAUAAACGCUUGUCAUUGCUGUUGUAACGGUGAGAAUAGCGCUCACCAAGUUUACCUGAUUGUUGUCGAGAAUGUCGCUACCAAUGAUGAUGAGCUUGUCUUCAGUAUCAGCCUUGACCUGCACGCUUGUUCCACCGUGUGCUUCAAGCACCUUCUUCAUCUCCUGAUCGUACACGGUCCGCUGCAUUGUGGCCCCCAAGAUGGAAUCAAACAGACUGCCAAAGAAGCCCGAGGCAACGGCGAUGCAAAAGUAGCCCAUACGCGUGUAGACGCUGUGUGCAGGCAUAAGGAGUGCAGCUACGCCAAUGACACCGCCACCCAUGAGUGAGGCGAGUACUCCAAGCAGUGAUACUCCGCCAUUCGUCCCGG
Molecule: messenger RNA, 1129 nt
Organism: Protomyces lactucae-debilis
Lineage: Eukaryota; Fungi; Ascomycota; Taphrinomycetes; Taphrinales; Protomycetaceae
Product: Ctr copper transporter
Exons: 1
Coding region: 138-707 (189 amino acids)
Biological process (GO): intracellular copper ion homeostasis; copper ion transmembrane transport
Cellular component (GO): plasma membrane
Molecular function (GO): copper ion transmembrane transporter activity
Source: RefSeq, a predicted model, not a curated record